This is a messenger RNA of Eremothecium sinecaudum, 1203 nucleotides long. RefSeq names its product HER159Wp. NCBI's taxonomy places the organism in Eukaryota, Fungi, Ascomycota, Saccharomycetes, Saccharomycetales, Saccharomycetaceae. The transcript has a single exon. The record is from RefSeq and is a predicted model, not a curated record. The coding region runs from base 1 to 1203 and encodes 400 amino acids.
AUGAACGCUACAGGGAACAAUUGGUACUAUGAAUCAUGGUCUUUGAUCCUUUAUGAAAGUAGAUUGCGUUUAUUUUUUGAUGAAAAGCUAGUUAAAAGCUGGCCUCUUGACCCAUUAACUAAGCUCUGCUGCCGGUUUCAGGAUACUGAUCUACUAAUGGUGAUAUUUAACGACGGCAAAUUCAGUUUGGUAACGUUUGACUUGGAUAGUAAGACUUUUAAGAACGCUGACAUUGUGUCAGUGGAUUAUAAGGUAUCUAAGUUUGAGGUUAUGUGGGAGAGGGGUAUUAUUUUGGUCGCAGAUGGGAUCAGCGGCUGUUUGUAUUGCAUAGACACCCACAGAAGAAAGAAUCUCGGCUAUAUCCAGACGAAUAUGAUAGGAUGCAAUGACAUAUACCCAGUUGAUGAGCACAGCUUUCAAGUCUUUGUGAGUAAAUUUGACAAACACACCAUGACCAAUGCACUUUAUUUGAAUACUUAUGUAUUACAAGCCAAUGCUGAAGAUAGUAUUGGGCUUGGGAACUCAAUUGUGCUAAACAAUAGUUUAGAUAAACAUUGGAUUAUUAGGAAGGGUGAUGCCUUUGGGAUAAUUUCGUGUAGCCCGCUUGUUAACGAAAGUAUGAUAGAACUGUAUGUGGACCACAGCACCGCGCCGUUUAUUUCGCAGCACUUUCCAAAUAUGACCAUAAACGCAGCACAGUUUCUCGACGAUGCAUGGAGUUUAGUGCUGGUUACAAACUCGAUAGCAAUAUCUCUUUACAGACCGCUGGACCUGGCGAUAGUGGACACUGUGGAGCUAAAAGACUAUGGACGAAAACCAGUCAGAGUGCGGAAAUCUGGCGAAGGGGUCAUCGACGAAACAUUACUUCAGGUAAACGAAAUUGCGUACGAAUGGGAUGGCAGUAUUGAAGGUCCGGAUUCAAUGCGAGUAGUUGUGCCUGAAAAAGGCACCAUCAACAACACCGAGAACCAUAAGACAGAGGAAGAAUCUAGCGGAAUAACGUUAUUGACAGCUCAGAAGCAGCAGAUCUGUGCAUUGUUUGCAGGUCGCGCGAAUACUAUUUUCAAGUUUGACCUGCUAGAAGGUCCAUCUGAACAAUUACGUGAUGUGUUUUUAUGUAUAUCCCUCCCGGAGAAUAUCAUUGGACUAGCUCCGAAACGGUUAUGUUUCACAGAUUCCGAUCGCUGCUAUUCUAUCAAGUAA